Messenger RNA from Chara braunii, 408 nucleotides. NCBI's taxonomy places the organism in Eukaryota, Viridiplantae, Streptophyta, Charophyceae, Charales, Characeae. The record is from the annotation of a GenBank genome assembly.
CGUGGUAGAAACCUAUGUUUAUAGCAAAAAGAAUGUGCCCACCCGCAAACUGGUCAAUCGAAGAUAUCGGCGUCUUAGUCGCAGGCACUAUUGGUAUGAUUGAUUUCGCUGAUGUCAUCGUCGUUUGCGCCAUCUCUGUUCUUGAACACCCCAAGUCAUGUGCACUCAUCGUGGCAGGCGCAGGUGCAAUGAUCGUUGGUGUAGGUGAUGAGAACGUGGUUGCAGGUGUCGGUGAGAUUCUUGGAGCUGGUGCUGCUGGUGCGACCGUGGACAACAUGGUGAUUGGCAGCUCCCCUCCUGAGCGCUUGGCCAAGUCAGCACCUCGCUCGAGCCCCUCUUCAAGGAGCGUGUAACAAUCGUUGGACAGGGCGUCCACCUGACGCCAGUCAACAAACUCAUCCAGCUCCG